This is a messenger RNA of Centruroides sculpturatus (bark scorpion), 739 nucleotides long. RefSeq lists its product as uncharacterized. Lineage: Eukaryota; Metazoa; Arthropoda; Arachnida; Scorpiones; Buthidae. The transcript has 4 exons. Bases 29 to 550 code for a protein of 173 amino acids. The record is from RefSeq and is a predicted model, not a curated record.
CUUUUAUUGUCUAGUUUAUAAUUUUCAAAUGGACGUACGAAAUACAAUUGAAUAUUCCACGUGUGAGAACGAUGAUAGUGCGGAAGAUAGUUUUAAAAAUAUAGUUUAUGCAAUUCUGCGACUGACGUCUGAUAUUAAUGCAGAUUUUCCGGAAGAAACAGAAAUGUCGUCUUCUAAUUCCGAUGAAGAAGAGGAGGGUGAUUUCUGGUUUCUGGAAACUACUAGUUGUGAAAACAGACCUUUAAAGAAAGAGUUUUUAUUUUUAGAGAAGCAUUCAUUGGUCAAAAAAAUAAUAUAUGAGGAGAACGAAGACGAUGACGUCAGUAUUAAAUUGGAUGAAGAUAAGAAUAGAAACAAAGAGAUGACAGGAAAAAAGAAACAGUCGAAAGAAUUAAUUCAACAGGAUAAGAGAAGAAAUAAUGAUGAUAGAUUUUCAUACAACAGAGAAUCGGAGGAUGUUAAAGAAACGAGGAAAUGUUUCGAUGCUUUUGUGGAAUUUUUCCGCAAAUUUCCAUCUAUCAUCUGCUCUUGUUUCAAAAGAAAAAAGUAAAAUGGCGGAAUGUAGAUCGUCGUCUAUAUUUUAAUAGUUACAUUCCGUUCAGCUCAAAAAAAAUUAUUAUAUUUUAUUUAAUAUUAUUAGAAAAAUUUAUCGUUCGUACAAUAAUAAGAAGGCACAUUACAAAAUUCACUUGGUCCAAAUAUCUGGUGUGCAACUUUCAUCGGCAGGCGCCGUGGUAUU